This is a messenger RNA of Odobenus rosmarus divergens (Pacific walrus), 1152 nucleotides long. Its product is annotated as chromosome unknown open reading frame, human C21orf91. The record is from RefSeq and is a predicted model, not a curated record. Bases 80 to 973 code for a protein of 297 amino acids. Lineage: Eukaryota; Metazoa; Chordata; Mammalia; Carnivora; Odobenidae. The transcript is spliced from 5 exons.
CGCCGCGGCCGGAAACAAUAGUGGAGGAGCCCGAGCCGCGCGGAACUGCUCCUGCGGCGCGCGGAGCCGACGGGGCACUAUGAACGAAGAGGAGCAGUUUGUAAACAUUGAUUUGAAUGAUGACAACGUUUGCAGUGUUUGUAAACUGGGAACAGACAAAGAAACACUCUCCUUCUGCCACGUUUGUUUUGAGCUAAAUAUUGAGGGAGUACCAAAAUCAAAUCUCUUGCACACCAAAUCGUUAAGGGGCCAUAAAGACUGCUUUGAAAAAUACCAUUUGAUCGCAAACCAGGAUUGUCCUCGAUCUAAACUUUCAAAAAGUACUUAUGAAGAAGUUAAAACCAUUUUGAGUAAGAAGAUAAACUGGAUUGUACAGUAUGCACAAAAUAAGGAUCUAGAUUCUGAUUCCGAAUGUUCUAAAACUCCCCAGCAUCACUUGUUAAAUUUCAGGCAUAAGCCAGAUAAAAAGUUACUCCCACAGUUUGACUCCCAAGUACCAAAGUAUUCUGCAAAGUGGAUAGAUGGAAGUACAGGCGGCCUCUCAAACUGUUCACAAAGAAUAUUGGAGCAGAGGGGAAAUACAGACUUUGGGCUUGCUAUGUUGCAAGAUUCAGGUGCCACUUUAUGCCACAAUAGUGUAUUGUGGCCUCAUAGUCACAACGAGCCACAGAAAAAAGAAGAGAUAAUCUCUAAUCCAGAGGCUAAUGUCCGGGUCCAGCAUCCACGUUACAGCAGAGAGGAAUUGAAUUCAAUGACUCUUCGUGAAGUAAAGCAACUGAAAGCAAAGCUCCGACAGGAAAUACAGGAAGUUUUUGAAGAGUUAACACACCAAGUGCAAGAAAAAGAUUCUUUGGCCUCAGAGCUCCACGUCCGCCAUGUCGCCAUCGAACAGCUUCUCAAGAACUAUUCCAAGUUACCAUGUUUGCAAGUGGGGCGAACAGGAACGAAGUCACACCUACCCAUAAACAAUUAAACUAAACUUACACUUAUCCUUUGCCCUCAUGCCCCUACCAUUUAUUGGUCUGCCAGACAUGCCAACUUUGAAGAAGUUGAAGAAAGUUAUGGUCCAUUUUUUUAUGGUCAUUAAAUUUACAAAGCUGAAGGCAGUAUUUAACAUCUUCACCAAAUAAAGCAGAUCGUUACACUCUAGUC